AUGGCUGCUAGAUUCUUUGCAAGGCGGACCCGCAAAGAAGCUUCGACCCCAGCGCAAUUGGAAGAACCAGUUCUGAAGCACGAGUUUGAAGGACACAACGAUGCGAUUUGGGGUUUUGUUUUCUUGCACGACAACAUCCACAUCGUGAGUGGUUCAUUGGAUGGCACCAUGCGCAAGUGGAACUGCGAUACGGGACUUGUUGUUGGGGAACCAUGGAAAAGUGAGGGGGGAGGCAUCUAUGCACUGGCGCUUUCACCGGAUGGGAAGAUAAUUGCAUGUGGGAGGGAGGAUGGAAGCGUUCAGCUAUGGAACACCGAUAGGGAGAAGAUCGAAGGGGUUUGGACGGGUCAUAGCAGGGCGGUGCGAUCGCUAUCGUGGUCACCCAGCGGAAAUCAACUUGCCAGCGGGUCCGAAGAUGGAACAAUCCUGAUUCAAAAUGUAGAAAGUGGGAAAGUCGAACUGGGCCCGAUAGAGACCGUGACGAAGCAGGACUCGGAAGGGGUGCAAUCUCUUGCAUAUUCACCUUCAGGUGACAGACUCGCAUCAGGCGGGUUCAAUACAAUUUGUAUCUGGGACACGAAGACCGGCGAGCAUGUUAUCGACCCCAUCGAAGGCCUGGGGUUAUUUGUGACGUCGUUGGUGUGGUUGUCAGACAGCACAAAGCUUUAUUCCGCCUCCGACGAGUUCGCACGUGUUUUUGACAGCGAUACAGGCGAACUACUCCAUCGCUUCGAGCAUGAUCAUUCCCUGUGGUCCAUCGCGCUUUCACCCAAACACAAUGUCCUAGCGUGCGUGGGUAUCCGAGGUGUUGUACAACUAUGGGACACAGAGUCUCAUCAGAAAAUCGGCCAGUCAUUCCACCAGGAGCAUCACCAAUGGCAUUUCUGCGUAUCGUUCUCUCGAGAUGGGAGAUAUGUAGCAUAUGGCGGAGAUGACAAUAAACUCACUCUAUGGAUGGUCAAAGACAUAACUAAAGGACUACCUCCGAAGCACAACUUUGAGGGCCAUGCGAGAGCUAUUCGGGAUUUUGUCUUCUUGCACGACAACAUUCACAUCGUGACUGGUUCAGAGGACGGCACGAUGCGCAAGUGGAACUAUGACACAGGACUUCUUGUUGGGAAACCAUGGAGUGGGGUUGGCGGAAGCAUAUAUGCACUGGCGCUAUCACCGGACGGCAAGACAAUUGCGUGCGGGAGGGCAGAUGGAAGCGUCCAGCGAUGGAAUACGGAUGGAAAUAUGAUGCUUGAAGGUGCUCGGAGAGGUCAUAUUCAUAGCGAUUGGGUGCGGUCGCUAUCAUGGUCUCCCAACGGAGGUCAUAUUGCGAGCGGGUCCGAUGACGGAACAAUCCUCAUUCGAAAAGCGACAAGCGGAAUAGUAGAGUUUGGCCCAAUCAAGACGAAGCAGUACCGGGUGUGUGCUCUUGCAUAUUCACCUUCUGGCAACAGAAUAGCAUCGGGCGGGUGGAACACGACGAUUUGCAUAUGGGACAGCAAGACUGGCGACCUUGCUCUCGGGCUCAUCCAAGGCCUGGGUUAUGAAGUGACGUCAGUAGUGUGGUCGUCGGACAGUACAAAGCUCUACUCCGCAUCCGAUAAAUUAGCGCGCGUCUUCGACAGCACCUCAGGCGCACUACUCCAUUACUUCCAGCAUGACGAUAUCCUGUAUUCCAUCGCACUUUCACCCACGUACAAUGUCCUGGUGUGCGUGGGCGAUCAAGGUAUCGCACAACUAUGGGACACAGAGUCCUACCAGUUACUUGGACAGCCAUUUAACCAGAAUCGUCAAAUCCUCCGCUGUGCAUCGUUCUCUCGAGACGGGAGAUACCUAGCAUGUGGCGGACACGACAGGACACUUGCUAUGUGGAUUGUCAACGACAUAGUUUCUCCACUUAUAGCAAAUAUAAAGUCAUCAUGGGGCGAUCGCGUCACUGACGAGGGACACAACGAUCUAUAUGACUCAUGUCUCUGGGUAAACUUCAUGUUUGUCAUGCAAGAGCACUAG
This is a messenger RNA of Suillus subaureus, 2001 nucleotides long. RefSeq names its product WD40-repeat-containing domain protein. The coding region runs from base 1 to 2001 and encodes 666 amino acids. Gene Ontology annotation, molecular function: protein binding. The record is from RefSeq and is a predicted model, not a curated record. The transcript has 2 exons. NCBI's taxonomy places the organism in Eukaryota, Fungi, Basidiomycota, Agaricomycetes, Boletales, Suillaceae.